AUGUUUACAAUUACGCUAACCUCCGUCACAAUACUUCCACUACCUCUUCUUAGCACUCAAUUCAUCUGGGAUGGUAACCGCACUGCUUUGUGGAAAUCUAAUGCUGUACCAGUACUAAAAUGCUUCAAUCAAAGCAAUGCCAAAACAAUGGAUUGCCAAGUACUCGAAAAUUGCAUAUGCCUUCCAGCAGAGACAAAGGCAAACUGUAAAUGCAAGGACUUCAAUAACGGAACUGGGUUCAGCAAUAUCUGUAACCAACUGCCUGCAGUUUUGCCAUCUCUUUCGUUUCGUCAAGAUCCACAAACGAAGGUGCAAGCAAUUGUUCCCAGUAUGGUAAUGUCAGAGAUAAUCCUUAACUUUCAUGAUACAAUACAAACACAACUAUUGGUUGACGAUGCAGUAUGCCAAGCCCGGGCUACCGAUUUAACAGGAUGUUAUAAUUGUGCAAAAGGAGCGAUAACAAAAGUUAUUUGUUUCUCUUCUCAAGAUAAUACGCAAGCCGAAGUCACGUGCGAAUCAUCAUCCUUCACGGUGCCAUGCAACACCACAGGGACUUCUUCGGAAUUGCGCUUUACCUUUUCUCAAGCAAGAAUUCUCCUUGUCUGCCAGAUUUCUUGCGGACAAACGGUAACAUCAUUUGAGUUGGGUGGUGUGCUAAAAUUCACUACAUCACCUCAAUGA
Messenger RNA from Necator americanus (New World hookworm), 681 nucleotides. RefSeq lists its product as uncharacterized. The record is from RefSeq and is a predicted model, not a curated record. Lineage: Eukaryota; Metazoa; Nematoda; Chromadorea; Rhabditida; Ancylostomatidae. Bases 1 to 681 code for a protein of 226 amino acids. The transcript has a single exon.